This is a messenger RNA of Eutrema salsugineum, 644 nucleotides long. RefSeq names its product non-specific lipid-transfer protein 10. The record is from RefSeq and is a predicted model, not a curated record. Gene Ontology annotation, cellular component: membrane. Gene Ontology annotation, biological process: lipid transport. Gene Ontology annotation, molecular function: lipid binding. Lineage: Eukaryota; Viridiplantae; Streptophyta; Magnoliopsida; Brassicales; Brassicaceae.
AUAAGUUUUUCUACAAUGAAAUCACAAUAAAGAUCAAACUCCUGUCUUGGGGUUAUAUCUUAGUGGGUGAAGGUUGCGUUCAAUGACCCUCUCACUCUUCCCUCAACCACCCGCCACACUCUCUAGUCUCUUCUUUCCAGCCAUAUAAACCUCUCUCUCACUAUACACACAUAGUCGUAAGCAAAAGCGAAAACAGAGUAAAUAGAGAAAGAGAGAGAAUAAUGGGUGGCAUGAGAGUUGUGGUACCUAUAUGGCUGCUUCUUGCUUGCGUUGUUGCAAAUAGGGGCAUAGAAGCACCUGUGUCUUGUAACACAGUUGUGGCCAACCUUUACCCGGGUGCUGAGUACGUGCCACAGUGAGAAAGCAUCCCGGGCAGCUGUUGCAACGGUAUCAGGAUGGUCAACGGACAGGCUAAGAGCGUAUCAGAGCGCCAAGUUGUGUAUCGGUGCAUCAAGUUUGCGUUGGGAGGUGUGUCUUACUCUUCCAAGAAUCUAAAGAAUCCUGCCACUUUGCCAGGCAAGUGUGGUGUCAGUGUCACUUACAAGAUCGACCCUUCCACCAACUGCAACAAGUUUGUUGCCACUUCUGAUGAUUUCAUCCUUAAAAGAUUGUUUAUUCUCAGUGCUUUGUGCUUGUAUGAUUGA